UUUUCUUGCCCCUUUUCUUCUUCUUCUCUCUCCAUACUAUAUUUGACCCUCCUCCCCUAAUAUAUCCCGCCAAAUAUGUAUGUUUACAAGAGAGAUGGCCGCAAAGAGCCAGUCCGUUUUGACAAGAUUACCGCCCGUGUCUCUCGUCUCUGUUACGGUUUAGACCCAGCCCAUGUCGACGCCGUCGCUAUUACCCAACGUACUAUUUCCGGUGUGUACCAGGGUGUCACCACUAUUGAGUUGGACAACUUGGCUGCCGAAACCGCUGCCUACAUGACCACCAUCCACCCAGACUACGCCAUCUUGGCCGCGAGAAUCGCUGUCUCCAACUUGCACAAGCAAACCAUCAAGCAGUUUUCCCAGGUCAUCGAGCAGUUAUACACGUACGUCAACCCUAAGACCGGCAAGCACGCACCUAUGAUUUCUCAAGAAACCUACGACAUUGUCCAAGAACACGCUGAUGAGUUGAACUCUGCCAUCGUCUUCGACCGUGAUUUCCAGUACAACUACUUUGGUUUCAAGACCUUGGAGAGAUCCUAUUUGUUGAGAGUUGACGGCAAGGUUGCCGAAAGACCGCAGCACUUGAUCAUGAGAGUCUCUAUCGGUAUCCACGGUAAUGACAUUGAAAAGGUGAUUGAAACCUACAACUUGAUGUCUCAGAAGUACUUCACCCAUGCGUCCCCAACCUUGUUCAACGCUGGUACUCCACAGCCGCAAAUGUCUUCUUGUUUCUUGGUUGCCAUGAAGGAAGACUCCAUUGAAGGUAUUUACGACACCUUGAAGACCUGUGCCCAGAUCUCCAAGACUGCCGGGGGUAUCGGUCUUCACAUCCACAACAUUCGUUCUACCGGGUCCUACAUUGCCGGUACCAACGGUACCUCCAACGGUAUUAUUCCAAUGGUCCGUGUUUUCAACAACACCGCCCGUUAUGUUGAUCAGGGUGGUAACAAGAGACCGGGUGCCUUUGCCUUGUACUUGGAGCCUUGGCACGCGGACAUCUUUGACUUCAUUGACAUCAGAAAGAACCACGGUAAGGAAGAGAUCAGAGCCAGAGACUUGUUCCCAGCCUUGUGGAUUCCAGACUUGUUUAUGAAGAGGGUUGAAGCCAACGGUGAAUGGACAUUGUUCUCUCCAAACGAGGCCCCAGGCUUGGCUGACACCUACGGCGACGAAUUCGAGGCUUUGUACGAAAAGUACGAGAGAGAAGGUAAGGGCAGACAGACCGUUAAAGCCCAGAAGUUGUGGUACGCCAUCAUGGAGGCCCAGACCGAAACCGGUACUCCAUUCAUGUUGUACAAGGAUUCCUGUAACGCCAAGUCUAACCAGAAAAACUUGGGUAUUAUCAAGUCUUCCAACUUGUGUUGCGAGAUUGUCGAGUACUCCUCCCCAGAAGAAGUUGCCGUCUGUAACUUGGCCUCUGUCGCGUUGCCAGCUUUCGUUGUUUCUGAUAACAAGUCCACCUGGUACGACUUUGAGAAGUUGCACGAAAUCUCCAAGACUGUCACCAGAAACUUGAACAAGAUCAUCGACCGUAACUUCUACCCUGUUCCGGAGGCCAAGAGAUCCAACAUGAGAAACAGGCCAAUUGCUGUUGGUGUCCAGGGUCUUGCUGAUACCUUCAUGAUGUUGAGAAUCCCAUUCGACUCUGUGGAGGCCAAGGAAGUCAACAUCCAGAUCUUUGAGACCAUCUACCACGCUGCCCUCGAGGCCUCCAUUGAAUUAGCGCAGGAAGAGGGGCCAUAUGAGAGCUACGAAGGUUCUCCAGCCUCCCAGGGCUUAUUGCAGUUUGACUUGUGGGGCAAGAAGCCUACUGACUUGUGGGACUGGGACACCUUGAAGCAGAAGAUCGCCAAGCAUGGUUUGAGAAACUCCUUGUUGGUUGCUCCAAUGCCAACUGCCUCUACCUCUCAGAUUUUGGGCUACAACGAGUGCUUCGAGCCAUAUACUUCUAAUAUCUAUUCCAGAAGAGUGUUGGCUGGUGAAUUCCAGAUUGUCAAUCCACACUUGUUGAGAGACUUGGUUGAUUUGGGCUUGUGGAACGACUCCAUGAAGAACCACAUCAUUAAGGACAAUGGUUCCAUCCAGAACUUGCCAAAUGUCCCAGCUGAGAUCAAGGCGUUGUACAAGACCGUUUGGGAACUUUCUCAGAAGACCAUCAUCGACAUGUCUGCUGACAGAGCUGCCUAUAUCGAUCAGUCUCAGUCCAUGAACAUCCACAUUAUGGCCCCAACCAUGGGUAAGUUGACUUCCAUGCACUUCUACGGCUGGAAGAAGGGUUUGAAGACUGGUAUGUACUACUUGAGAACCCAAUCUGCCUCCGCUGCCAUUCAGUUUACCGUCGACCAGUCAUCUGCCGGCCUCGCGGGAGACACCAUUGCCGUGUUGGAAAAGUUGAACGCUAGAAAGUACAAGCCAAGAUCUCUUGCUGUUGAGGAAUUGAACCCUGCCCAAAACACCUCAAUUUCUUCUGAGUCCCCAGUUAUCGUUGACAGCGUUCCAGCUAUCCUUGAGGAGUCUGUUGCUAACUUGAGCAUUGCGGAAAACACCCCUGCCAAGGAAGAAAAAGAAGAAGUUGUUGCUGAAGCCGCUGACGCUAGCACCGAGGGCAUGUCUGAGGCCGAUAUCUUUAGUUCCAAGGUUAUUGCCUGUGCUAUCGACAAUCCAGAAGCCUGCGCCAUGUGUUCUGGUUAAGCGACCUCGCGCUACUCUUUUAUUUCUUUCCGGUUUUUUGGGGCUCUACGUUUUCAUUUUAAUAUAUCAAUGUUUUACA
Babjeviella inositovora NRRL Y-12698 is the source of this 2770-nucleotide messenger RNA. It is a transcript of the gene RNR1, whose product is annotated as ribonucleotide-diphosphate reductase subunit. The transcript has a single exon. Gene Ontology annotation, cellular component: ribonucleoside-diphosphate reductase complex. Gene Ontology annotation, biological process: DNA replication; deoxyribonucleotide biosynthetic process. Gene Ontology annotation, molecular function: ribonucleoside-diphosphate reductase activity, thioredoxin disulfide as acceptor; ATP binding. Bases 76 to 2691 code for a protein of 871 amino acids. Lineage: Eukaryota; Fungi; Ascomycota; Pichiomycetes; Serinales. The record is from RefSeq and is a predicted model, not a curated record.